This is a messenger RNA of Emiliania huxleyi CCMP1516, 900 nucleotides long. RefSeq names its product pyrroline-5-carboxylate reductase. The transcript has a single exon. NCBI's taxonomy places the organism in Eukaryota, Haptophyta, Isochrysidales, Noelaerhabdaceae. The coding region runs from base 1 to 900 and encodes 299 amino acids. The record is from RefSeq and is a predicted model, not a curated record. Gene Ontology annotation, molecular function: pyrroline-5-carboxylate reductase activity. Gene Ontology annotation, biological process: L-proline biosynthetic process.
AUGAGCUCCAGCCAGAGCCGCAUAGCGAGCCGCAUAGCGAUGAUUGGCUGCGGCAAGAUGGCGGAGGCGCUUGCGGACGGGCUGCAAGCGGAGCUGCCCGGCCUCUCUCUCUGCGCAGCUGACGUCAACCGUCACCGAGCGCUCCUCUUUCAGGAGCGAUUCGGCGCCAGCGUGCACGAGAGCGCCCGCGAUGCGGUGCGUGGAGCCGACCUUGUGCUGCUGGCGUGCAAGCCACAAAACAUAGCUGCAGUAGGGAAGGAGCUGUGCGGCCACAUCGACUCCGAGACCGUCGUGCUGAGCAUCCUCGCAGGCACGCCGCUGAGCGUGCUCUCGGGCAGCCUCGGCGUGGCGCGAGUAGUCCGGUCGAUGCCAAACACGCCAGCUGCGGUCAAGGAGGGCAUGACAGUCUGGAUGGGGACGCAGAGCGUCUCGGAUGCCGACCGGCGGCUCGUUUCUCGUGUCCUCGGCAGCCUCGGCCAGGAGCACGAGGUGGACGACGAGAAGUACCUCGACAUGGCGACGGCCCUCUCCGGGAGCGGCCCCGCCUACGUUCUGCUGCUGAUGGAGAGCAUGAUCGAGACGGGCGUACACCUCGGGCUGCAGCGAGACGUCGCGACCAAGCUGGUGCAGCAGACUGUCAAGGGCACCGCCGUGUACGCAGGCUCGCCGGAGGGCAUGAGUGCCGCCAACUACAGCGCCCUCCGCUCGGACAUCACCUCUCCGUCUGGCACCACCGCCUCCGCAGUGUACACGCUGGAGCGUGGCGGCUUCAGGACGACGGUCGCCGACGGGCUUUGGGCGGCGUACCGCCGCUCCCUCGAGCUCGGCCUGCAGGACAGCAACGUCGGACCGGACAGGUCAAAGCUUGUGGGCAAAGGCACGGACCGGUCGAAGCCCUAG